AUGAGUCUCAGACUCCGACCAUACGAACCCAGCAUGUCCCCCGAUUUAUCCAUCUCCCAAUCAACCUUGGACUCCGAGUCCCCUCUCUCAUCAGUCGAGAGAUACUCCACAGCGCUGGACGCCCUGAACGCCAGCAACCAUAACCUCGAAUACAAGAUCGCCAAGGUCCAAGCACGAAAUCUGCGCCUCAAGCUCGACCUGAUGAGACUCCAACGGCACAUCACAUCCUUCCAUCACGAUCUCCUGGCCACUUGGGAAGCCGACAUCCUGACGAGCCUUAUCGAGGUCGUUUACCAACGACAAAAUCGGAAACUACACCGGGGGCACGACGUAGACCUAAGAAGGCUCGACCGGAAGGCUCUAUCGACGAUGUAUACCACGGCAGCGGGGAGAAUCGGCAGGAGGGCACUUAGGAGUCUGUUCGGUCUAUCACAGCAUUAUUGGUUAGCAUUGCAGAAGUACGAGGAGAUUGCGCAUCUGCGAAGUACGAGUCCUUCUCGUACAGAGGGAGUCGAACCAGAUUAUGGUGAGCGUGGCAGGGUGGAGUCAAGCUCUUCUAAAGGACUGUCCAAAGCCCAGGCAAGCCCGAAGACCAGCUUGCUGAAAUCAUACAACUGCCAGGCAGCACAUGCUGAAAAACCUGGGAAGAUUCUCGCUGGAAACACCCCCUGGGACCCCAUCUUCUACGCACUCAAGCCGUGA
Aspergillus pseudoviridinutans is the source of this 702-nucleotide messenger RNA. RefSeq lists its product as uncharacterized. Lineage: Eukaryota; Fungi; Ascomycota; Eurotiomycetes; Eurotiales; Aspergillaceae. The record is from RefSeq and is a predicted model, not a curated record. The transcript has 5 exons. Bases 1 to 702 code for a protein of 233 amino acids.